UGUAUCUAAUGUUACAAGUAUUGAGGAACAAAGACUAAUUAAUAAACUUGAUCAUGCUGCUAGGAAAAUUUUUAAAGUCUUUUAUUUACAGUAUGAAUGCCAUCAACAGCUAAUUUGGCAAUAUCAAGCAUGGCCAAAUGAAACAAAACUACCUCUACUUGAUGGUAAAGAAGAAAUUAAAAAAUUAUUAGAAGUAAUAGAAUAUCUUACACAGGAGAUGGAUGAGCAAAUUUGUCUAGAUGAUGUAGUGGAUAUAUUGAAAACAAAGGAAUUAAUUCACUUUGCUUUGACUGAUUUAGUUGUUCGUGGUCUAAUUCAAGAAGAUAUUAUAUUACAAAAAUCAUUUGAAGGCAGUACUUGUUUGUCUAGUAGUAUUUUUAUAGCUAGUGUAGUACCUGGUGCACAAGCAAGUGCUAAUAUGCAAAUAUGGUAUUAUUUUGUCAAAUAA
Molecule: messenger RNA, 448 nt
Organism: Funneliformis caledonium
Lineage: Eukaryota; Fungi; Glomeromycota; Glomeromycetes; Glomerales; Glomeraceae
Source: the annotation of a GenBank genome assembly